UCAGAGGAAUACAAGCCAUAUAUGUUCUGGAUGACCAUGAUAGAUGCCUUCUACCAAAGCCUGGUCUGCUUCUUUAUUCCCUACUGUGCCUAUGCUGACUCUGAUGUGGACUUGUUGACCUGGGGAACCCCCAUCACCACCCUGGCUCUGUUUACUAUACUGAUACACCUGGGCUUGGAGACCAAGACCUGGACGUGGAUGAACUGGGUGUCCAUCACCUUCAGUGUGGGUCUCUUCUUUACUGUGGCUCUGUGUUACAACGCUUCCUGUCCCACAUGCUACUCCCCCUCCAACCCUUACUGGACCAUGCAGAGACUUCUGGGGGAACCGCUCUUCUACCUGCUCUGUGUCAUCACUCCUGUAGCCGCCCUGCUGCCCAG
This is a messenger RNA of Oncorhynchus gorbuscha (pink salmon), 380 nucleotides long. RefSeq names its product phospholipid-transporting ATPase VA-like. Gene Ontology annotation, cellular component: plasma membrane. The record is from RefSeq and is a predicted model, not a curated record. Gene Ontology annotation, molecular function: ATPase-coupled intramembrane lipid carrier activity. The annotation marks the transcript as partial. The transcript is spliced from 4 exons. Gene Ontology annotation, biological process: phospholipid translocation. Lineage: Eukaryota; Metazoa; Chordata; Actinopteri; Salmoniformes; Salmonidae.